This is a messenger RNA of Cyclospora cayetanensis, 2691 nucleotides long. RefSeq lists its product as uncharacterized. The record is from RefSeq and is a predicted model, not a curated record. Gene Ontology annotation, molecular function: GTPase activity. Bases 1 to 2691 code for a protein of 896 amino acids. The transcript has 6 exons. Lineage: Eukaryota; Apicomplexa; Conoidasida; Eucoccidiorida; Eimeriidae.
AUGGCAGCAGAAGCAGUGCGGAAGACCCCGAUCCCUUAUCCCGCGGUAGAGAGCGUAGAGGAAGGCCCCGAGACGCAGGAGGGGUGGCAAGCCUUUUGGGGAAGCCUUUCUGCGGGUAUUUUCGUUUUAGAAGGUUCUUCCUUUGUUUGUGCUGGCCUGGCAUUCAGAGAGCGAGCGACACCCGCCCAUCCUGCUCCCCUGCUUCGAGGCACUGGAGCGGCGCAGCGAGCCGCGUGUCUCUUUCAGCCGUCUUCCGCGCCGAGGACUUUGCGAUCUGGGCUUCGAAGUCAGGAAAUUUCCCCUAAAUGGAAACCUUGGUGCUCGGGAAGACAGCUGCAGCGGCCCCAAUCUCGGGGUGCGGCGUCAACGGCAGCGGCAGCAGCAACGGCAGCAGCAGCAACGGCAGCAGCAACGACGGCAGCACCUUGCCGUGCUGCGGGAGGUCCUCCUCCUUCGGUGCGCAGUUGCGAUGGAACCUUCACCGGAGGGACAGAGAGACCGGAGCCAUUGCUGUCUUUGAGGGGCCUCUCUUCGCCUGCAGCGCUGGGAUCGUUGCGAGCAGCUGUGGCCGUUCCCACAGAUGGCAAGUCUGCGGAAGCGGACGGUGCAGAAGUCUUCUGCCCGAGCACUUCCUCCGCAACAAAAGCCGUCGAGAGUGCUGCCUGUGGUGGUACUAUGAAGAGUGCUGCCUGUGGUGAUACUACAGAGAGUGCUGCCUGUGGUGAUACUAUGAAGAGUGCUGCCUGUGGUGAUACUAUGAAGAGUGCUGCCUGUGGUGGUACUACAGAGAGUGCUGCCUGUGGUGAUACUACAAAGAGUAAUGCCUGUGGUGAUACUACAAAGAGUAAUGCCUGUGGUGAUACUACAAAGAGUAAUGCCUGUGGUGAUACUACAAAGAGUAAUGCCUGUGGUGAUACUACAGAGAGUGCUGCCUGUGGUGAUACUCUGAAGAGUACUGCCUGUGGUGGUACUAUGAAGAGUACUGCCUGUGGUGAUACUACAGAGAGUGCUGCCUGUGGUGAUACUACAGAGAGUACUGCCUGUGGUGGUACUACAAAGAGUAAUGCCUGUGGUGAUACUACAAAGAGUACUGCCUGUGGUGAUACUACAAAGAGUAAUGCCUGUGGUGAUACUACAGAGAGUGCUGCCUGUGGUGAUACUACAAAGAGUACUGCCUGUGGUGAUACUACAGAGAGUGCUGCCUGUGGUGAUACUACAGAGAGUGCUUCCUGUGGUGAUACUAUGAAGAGUGCUGCCUGUGGUGAUACUACAGAGAGUGCUGCCUGUGGUGAUAACACAGAGAGUGCUGCCUGUGGUGAUACUCUGAAGAGUACUGCCUGUGGUGGUACUACAAAGAGUAAUGCCUGUGGUGGUACUAUGAAGAGUACUGCCUGUGGUGAUACUACAAAGAGUAAUGCCUGUGGUGAUACUACAAAGAGUAAUGCCUGCAGCAUCGACAGCGCCGGGGAGAACCUUGGCGAACAAGGCCCUCCAGCACAGGCCUUCACAGGUUCUCCCCCCUCCGCUGCUUGCAUCCCACGGGAAAUUCCCACAGAAGACUGCAUGCCAUCAAGGACAGAGGGCAGUGCUCUGCACGCCAAGCAACAAAGCGGCAGCGAUUUGCCAUCCGAGGCACCAGAGCUACGUUCGGAUAUGCAGUCUGAGCGUUCAUCAGGCGCAAAAACAGAAAGCAGUGACACAGAGGCAGCGGCAGAUGUCACCCGCAGACAUGGCCCUCUGGUUCUGAUUGUAACAGGGAUGGCGGGAAGCGGAAAAUCUACGCUCGUGAAGGCCAUGGAUACGCAGCUGCGUUCUGAGGGCAAGCGCGUCUACAUAGUGAACUUGGACCCUGCGGUGUCUCUGCUACCUUUUUCGCCAAACGUCGACAUACGGGAUAGUGUGGAAUACAAGCGAGUGAUGCAGCACUACAAGCUGGGGCCCAAUGGAGCCAUAAUGACUGCCUUGAAUCUCUUUGCAACUAAGUUUGGCUCCUUGUUGCACUUGCUGCAGCAGCGGAGUAGCAGCACAGACGUCGUGUUGAUCGACACUCCCGGGCAGAUUGAAGUCUUCACGUGGAGUGCGAGUGGGGCCCUCAUGACGGAGGCGCUUGCCACCACCUUCCCGACGGCUCUGGUGUACGCGGUAGACGCAUGCCGAAGCAAGUCCCCCAAUACGCUUCUCAGCAACAUGGUGCAUGCAUGCAGCGUGCUGUACAGACACAAGCUGCCCUUCCUGGCGGCCUUCACCAAAGUAGACGCGGAAGAUCCAGCGCUCCCUUUGCAGUGGAUGAUGGACUAUGAUGCGUUCCAGGAAGCUCUGCUUGCAGAUGACCGGUAUAUGGGCAGCUUGGGGCGCUCGACGGCCUUGGCACUCUGCGGCUUCUACGAAACCAUUGAAACCAUCUGCGUUUCAAGUGUCACGCUGCAGGGAAUGGAUCAAUUGUGGAGUAGACUGGCGAGGCUUCGCCGGGAGUACCAGGAGAGCUUUAUCCCAUACCUCCUUAAGCAGCGCGAGACUGUCCAGCAGAGAAAGCUAGAACGACAGCAGCAACAGAUGGCGAGGUUCAACGCCGACAGCAGCAGCGGGGGCUCGACGAACCGCAAGGAAUCUGCUGCUGCUACUGCUGCCUCGCACGAAGUAACCGCGGAAGCAGAGGGUGCUAGCGCCAAGAGAAAUGCGGAAAAGGAUUAG